GCAGAUCAAAUACUGGUCUCUGAAAUAAAAGCAGAGCAAACAGCCCAAACCCAGUGUGCCCUCCGUCCAGAGUGAAGCCAACAAAGUCGGUUUAAAAGAUGGAGAAAUUUGUACUUCUGAUGGUGAUGUUUGCAACAUGUUGGGCAACACCCCAAGAUCUGACAGGCAAAGUUUUCGUGUUUCCCAAACAGACCAACACUGAUCAUGUGAAACUUCUGACCUCAAAAAAACAGUUCAACUCUGUGACUGUCUGCUUCAGGUUCCUCACAGAUCUCUCUAGGGAAUACGGCCUGUUCUCCUUGGCUACACCCUCCUUCACCAAUGACUUCUUGCUCUUUAAACCCAACUCUGAUGCCAUGAGAAUGCAUGCUCUGGACGCCCACACAGACUUCCUGUCUCUGCAAUAUCCACCUAACACCUGGCACUCCAUGUGUGGUGCCUGGCGCUCCGACAACGGCCUGGCUCAGCUGUGGAUGGAUGGAAAACCCUCCAUCAAGAGAUUCAUCAAAAGAGGACCCAUCCGUGGGGCUCCCAUCACCAUCUUGGGCCAGGAGCAAGACUCCUAUGGUGGAACUUUUGAUGUGAAUCAGUCUUUCCUUGGCAUGAUUUCUCAACUCCAUAUGUGGGACUAUGCGCUCUCCCACGGUGAGAUCAAACGUUAUAUGGACAAUGCAAAUUUUACUCCGGGCAAUGUGUUCAACUGGAGAGCCCUGGAGUUUGAAAUCACAGGGGAUAUUUUUGUGGAAGACAUGUCUGAGGUUAUGUAACAGGGUGUCAAACACUGAAUGAAUCACACACGAUUUGUUGAAACAUUCUAUCGAUGAUUAAAAUUUAUUCAGACA
Messenger RNA from Cheilinus undulatus (humphead wrasse), 842 nucleotides. RefSeq names its product serum amyloid P-component-like. NCBI's taxonomy places the organism in Eukaryota, Metazoa, Chordata, Actinopteri, Labriformes, Labridae. Bases 99 to 767 code for a protein of 222 amino acids. The record is from RefSeq and is a predicted model, not a curated record. The transcript has 4 exons.